Molecule: messenger RNA, 1291 nt
Organism: Uranotaenia lowii
Lineage: Eukaryota; Metazoa; Arthropoda; Insecta; Diptera; Culicidae
Gene: Nup43
Product: nucleoporin Nup43
Exons: 2
Coding region: 103-1248 (381 amino acids)
Cellular component (GO): nuclear pore outer ring
Molecular function (GO): protein binding
Source: RefSeq, a predicted model, not a curated record
CGCUUUAUUAUUGUUUUCGAAACAUCCCAAUUUUCCGCGUUCCUUUAAACAGCACUUAACAGCAGUCAAUUUCGAUCAAUAAGGUUUAAUUCGACUAUUACAAUGUUACCAGAAACAACCAAAGUGAACAGUACUUUUAUUUCGGAAAAGGUUUCCCGUAUUCGCUGGGUACCGGAGCAGUACGACGAGUCCAGUAGCUUCAUCAGCGCCGGCUGGGACUCGGACGAGAACAGUGUCAAGGUGUGGAAACUGUUCCGGAAUGAUUACGGAAUUGGUAGCGAUGGCGAAGACGAGAAUGAAUUCGUGCCUAAGUGCAUGGCAGAGGUAUGCUUUGCCGGAGACAUUAGUGGACUGGAGUUCGUCGACGAACGGACGAUUGUGGCUUCCAACAGCGAGGGCUUCAUAAGCGUCCUCGAGUUAAACCGGGAUAGGGAUGAAGAUAAUUUACAGGAAGUGCAUCGUUUCACGAAUCUACACCAUUUUGAUACAUUCAGCGCGUUAAAUGCGGCGCCUUGUACCGGACUGUCGGUUCACGAAUCGGAAGUGGCUUCCGUCGGAGAAGAUGGCCGCCUGAAUGUAGCCUCCAUCAUCGCACAGAAAGUGCUUCGAAAUAUAUCUGGAGCAGAUAGUUGCACCAUCAAUUGUGUGGCGUUUUUAAGUCCACGGGAAAUUUUGACAGGAAACCGUCUUGGAAUUAUAAAAUGUUUCGAUAUUCGAAACGAAAGCCAAAAACCAUCCGGUAGCUUCGCUAUAUCUUGCGAGGAUGAGAAAAAGUCCAACUGUGUCACCUGCCUAGCCUAUCAUCCAACACAGAAACACAUCAUUCUUGCUGGUAGUGAAGAAGGUUCCAUUACAGUUUGGGAUCUAAGACAACCGCAGUUUCCUUCUUCAUACUUGAAGGCACACGAACACGCCAUCACGGAGUUGGCUUUUCAUCGAACGCAACCAUCGCGGCUUUUCAGCGCCUCCGAAGGCGGCGAACUGUGGCAAUGGAAUCAGAAUGCUACCGCAGGGAACUCCUCAACAGGUGGGCUUAUCAACAGCACAGCAUCCGGUACUCUGUUGAUGGACUCGCAUCCUGAUACCAACAACCCAUGGCUCAAUGGAGAACGUGCCAAAAGUAAGAUCAACGUCACUUCCUUGUUAAGUGGUAUCCGUAAAGCUAUUAAUUCGUUCGAUUCCUGUCGCUCCAAGGUCAUUUGCGGUGGAGAUAACGAAGCGAUCUACUUAUUGGAAAAUGUAAUUUAAUGCGGCUACUUUUGUUAUUACAAUAAAAAUCAGCUCGAUUAAA